UUGUUAUCGGCAAAUGUUUUUCUGUGGUCCGUAGACACUAAGUAUACACUAAGCUAUACGUUGAAGUGUAGUGUUUGCAGGUCGUGGCUCGUGGAAUUCAAUAACUAGUCCGUAGUUCCGUACGACGUACGAGUUCGUAGAAAAAUGACUUCCAAAUAGGUAGAUUAUUUGUGUUCUACAUCAUGUUUCUUCGUCCUACGAAUAUGCACCACAAAAUUCGGUGUGAACAUGAUUCAAAAAGAUGGCAAAACGUUGGUGCAGUUAACAAACAUUUUUAAACUAUGUCUACCGUAACUGAAGAGAAAAAGUCGAUCAGAAUGGUCGGACCUAAAGUAUCUCAAAUUGCAAACAUUUUUCAACGUCCUACAGUGACUAAGGAUCCAGAUAUAAUAGUAGUCAAGCAAAAUGCUUCACCUACAUUAGAUAAUAAAUUGCCAGUCAAAGUAGAAACGCCUAAUCAAGUGACUGUUGUAAGGACUGAAAGCCACUUAGCAAGAUUUAAUAAUGCUAGAGCUCUUUUUGAAAAAUUGGGAACAGUUAGAGACAGUUCUACAACAAGUAAUAACCAGAUACCUGAAAUGAUAUCUAAUAAAGAAACAAUAGAACCACUUUCUGGCAUAAAUUACUCCGCUGAAGARGAGAAACACAUAGAACGUAUUUUAGAUAAUGAAUUAAAUGAUGUGACCCCGGAUGUAUAUACUUCUGUGGCUGUGACUGGAGAACAUAAAUUAAAAAAAUCAAUUAGUGAAACUGAAAUUAGUAAUGUGCCAAAUUCAUUAGACUUAUCAGAUUCUUAUAUAAAUCAAGAAAUACCUGUUAGUUUAAAUUCCACAUUUAAUGUAACCGAGGAUCAAGAUAUUGAAACAAUUAUUAUUAGUGACAUAAGUAUGAAUCUAAAUGAAGCAAAUUCUUCAACCCCUAAAGUUCAAUUCAGUAUUGGAGAUUCUGCCAAUCAUACUGUAGCUACUGUCACUCCAUUAGACAGUGAAAUUGAUUCUGGAUUUAUCUCUUCUGAAGCUGUGACUGUCCCUGAAUUAAGUAAAGAAUUAAUUGAUUUGAAUAAAAGUGACACCUUUGCUGAAGACAAUAAUAUUGAAAAAAAUAAACUUACUCCAUUGACGUUGGAUUUGGGAGGUACAAGUAUGAAUAGAAGUUCAGAAGGUAUAAUAGAUCUAGAGUCCACUGGACAACCAGAUAUGAUGACACCUGAUGAAGCUGAACAAUUACUUAGCACAAAUAGUCAAGAUAAUCUUUUGUCUGAUGAAGAAGCUAAAGAGAUCAAAAAAUUACUAUCACCUUCUGAUAAUGAUCAACUGAAUACAUCCGAUUGGAUGAGUGAAGUUCUUUCUAUUGAAUCUAAUGAUAAUGUCAAUAAUCAGAGUCGAGAAAUUAAUGAAACUCAUGAUAAUUAUAAUAUGGAAGACUUUCAAGUUGAUGAUUCUUGGGAGCAAAGUUAUGAAACAAAAACUGAUACAUUAUCCGCUAAUAACGGGAGUGCUGAAUUUGAUGAAUAUGAAGUAGAUGGUGAUUUAUAUAAAUCAAAAGAAUUUAUCCCAGAACCCACCAGAGAAGUAUAUGAAGAAGGCGGUGUUCACUAUUAUGAAGAUGGUCAUUUCUGGAUGGAAGUUCCAGGACUACCAGAACGUGAUUCAGAUGAUGAAUCUCAUAUUGUAGUCAAACAAAAUAUGAAAGUGAAAUUUAGUGCUGAUCCUAUCAAAGUUUAUAGCACUUUUUCAAUGGGUGAAUAUGAUCGGCGUAAUGAAGAUGUAGAUCCUGUAGCUGCAUCAGCUGAAUAUGAAUUAGAAAAACGUGUAGAACGGUUAGAUUUGAUGAAAGUAAUUUUAMUAAARGGUCCAGAAGGGCUUGGAUUAUCAAUUAUUGGAAUGGGUGUUGGUGCAGAUACAGGUCUUGAAAAACUUGGUAUUUUUGUAAAAACUAUCACUCCUGAUGGAGCUGCUGCUAAAGAUGGCCGUAUCCAGAGCCGAUUAAAUGUAGCUAAAGCUGAAGAUGAAGUUAGCAAACUGAAAACCAGGGUAGAAGAGUUGGAAUGGAAUGGUGCCAAUAAUAAAAAAGAAAUUGCUGAUAAACUUGUACAGUCUGGACUACACUUAAAUGAAUUGGAUAAAUGUUUAUAUGUUGCAAGAAGAGAUAAAGAGACUUAUCAAGGGAUGUUACAAACAUCAGAAGAACGUUAUAUCAACUUGGAAAAAAAAUACACAAAACUGAAAAAAAUUCUCAAGGAAUUUCAGCAACGUGAAACUGACCUUUUACAUAGAGAAGAAUAUUAUUUGCAGGUUUUACAAGAAAAGGACACAGAAUAUAAUGCUUUGGUCAAAGCUCUCAAAGAUCGAGUGAUACAAGUUGAACAUGAAUUGUUAGAUACUCAACGAAGAGCUGGUUUUCCUGUCCAGCUACCUCAAAAUACAACUAGCACUAGUCAUUAUUUAACUACUCUGACACCACUUGCCAAAAAAACAAAAGUUACUCCUGUCUUGCCAUUACUUCAACAACUUGGAGCUGAUUUAUCAGAAACAGAAGACUGCUUUGAUGAUGAAAAAGUUGCUACUGUUGAACGAAAAUUACCCGUUAAAGAAGAGUUAGAUCGUGCUGUUCCUCCACAUGAACUUUUAGAUGUAUCUUUAUCAAAGAGCAAAGCUGAACUAGCUGCCAGGGGUCUUGUUACACGGCAAUUACCAACUAAUGUUCUUCGUAAAUCUUUAUCCAAUAGCAGCUUAGAUAACAACAAUGAAGAAGUAAAACAUAUUGAAGACUCAAUAGUUCUAGAACCUUCUGUUGAAUUAAAAGAUGCAUCAAAUGUUGAAUCUAUUGUUCAAGAGMAAAAACAGAUGCCACAGUAUGCAUCUGUUCAAAAACCACCAUAUAAUCAUCAACCUGAUCAAUUUUUGGCUCGUAUUCAACAAUCAACUCAUUGUCGUAAUUUAAACGGUCCUCCACCAUCAUUAGCUGAGCAGCUUAAGAUUGUACUUGCAGAACGUGAAUCACGUUUGUCAGAAUCAAAUAGUUUAUACUCGUCUGAUCAUAACAGUUCAACAAGUUCCUUUGCUGAUGAAAUUAGAGAAGCUAGCUUAAAUUUGAAGAAAGCCAAUACUCAGUGGCAACAUACUAAUCAGUUGCCUCAAAGUUCUCCAUCUUCAGUAUCAUCAUCUGAAAGUGUAUCACCUGGUCAUUAUGCUUCUGAUUUAAAUAAUUCCAAAGCAAUUGGAUCAACUGAUUCAAUUGACAUUUGGACACCUCCUCAAUCUUCAGAUAGUUCAAUUACUGAGAGAAAAAAUUCUCAUGUUUGGCAUAAUGCACCUGUCCAUGAAUGGUCUAAAGAACAAGGUCUUUUAAAUUUAGAUACUAAAGAUUUUAAAAAUUUUGGUAUCAUUGGAGAUGACAAGAAUCGACUUAAGCGUAAACUUAAAGAUCUUAAAGCCCAAGCAGAAAAGGAAAAACGUCACAUUGAAAAAGAGCGAAAAGAAAAAGAACGGUUACAGAGAAAAGCUGAAAAACUAGCUGAAAAAGCUAGUAAACGUAAAUAACUUAAACUUAAAGUUUUUUUUGUCUUUGACUUCUAGUCUUUAGUAUAAGUGUUGAGUUUUUUCUAAGGAAAAAUAUUCACAAUUAUUGGAUGUGACAUUUUGUAUAAUAUUUAAUGUACAGCAAUGAUAUAUUUUCCCUCUUAAGAUAUCUUUAUAUUCCUGAUACGUCUGAAGCCUACUUAUUAACAACUUUUCAUGAGUAKAAUCAAAUAUAUUGCUCAUUAUAUUUAAGUACUUAAUUUAUUUGCAGUAUUAAAUAGAAUCAUGUAUACUAUUUAUUUAUUUUAUAUUCGUUUGACAGAAUAUUUAACAAUUCUUUUUUGUAGUUCAACAUUUUAUACUAUAGAUGAUACUAAUAUACUAGGCUUUAUAAGUUUUUGUUCUAUUMAAAAAUAAGUAUUACUUUAUGUUUGUCUAAUUAACUAUACUACACAUUUAUUUUCUUAUUAUCAGUGAGUAAAAAUUAAUUUUUAGAUGACAUUUUUACCUAAAUUAGGUAUCCUGAUUUUCUAGUCGCUCUAUCUACUUAACUUAUGUUGGAAAAAUACUUUUCCAUCUAAAAUUCAUAGUAU
Diuraphis noxia (Russian wheat aphid) is the source of this 4114-nucleotide messenger RNA. RefSeq names its product protein phosphatase 1 regulatory subunit spinophilin (gene Spn). Gene Ontology annotation, biological process: actin filament organization; neuron projection development; calcium-mediated signaling. The record is from RefSeq and is a predicted model, not a curated record. Lineage: Eukaryota; Metazoa; Arthropoda; Insecta; Hemiptera; Aphididae. Gene Ontology annotation, molecular function: actin filament binding. Gene Ontology annotation, cellular component: cytoplasm; actin cytoskeleton; dendrite.